Fusarium musae is the source of this 867-nucleotide messenger RNA. RefSeq lists its product as uncharacterized. The transcript is spliced from 2 exons. Gene Ontology annotation, molecular function: protein binding. The record is from RefSeq and is a predicted model, not a curated record. NCBI's taxonomy places the organism in Eukaryota, Fungi, Ascomycota, Sordariomycetes, Hypocreales, Nectriaceae. The coding region runs from base 1 to 867 and encodes 288 amino acids.
AUGUCUUCCAACUCUAUACCAGGAACCAACUCGGUGCUAGGCCUCUGUAGCAUCAUACAAAACAAUGCAGUCAGUAGUAGCGAACUUCUUGAAACUUGCUUUUACAAACGAACCAAAUACUACUAUCACGCUCACGACCCCAGAGCCGAAGAGUUCUCCCCGUCAGUCCACAGGCUGUUCGCCAGGUGCUACAAAACUCAAACUCCAAACCUGGGUAUUCUAGCAUGCCUACCUCAAGACCUCCUCGAAGUUAUCGUGUUACAGCUAGACAUCGAUUCGUACCGACGGUUUAGACAAGUUAGUCGGAGGGCGCGCUACGUCUCAACUGCUAUCAACAUCUACCAGCGUGUUCUGCGCCACGCCCCAGAUGCACUUAACGCUUUGAGACGAACAGAUCUUUACGGCUUUAUCUCGUAUUCCGAUAUUUACAUCGCACUGACGACAACGAAAUGUGCUUUCUGUGGACAGUUCGGCGAUUUCUUAUUCCUCCCGACUGCUAAACGCUGCUGCUUCCAGUGUCUUCGCACGUCACCAGAGACAGCUCUCGUCAACGAAGCACGUAUCAGCAGGAGGGAACAGUGGAAGGGAUUAUACGCGGAGCAAGGUGUUGCCCUCACCAACGCCUUGGAGUCGAAGGAUAUACGUACUUUCAAGACGCACAACUGGGAUGACCCUAAGAAAAUGUCCAAGACCCGUGGUGUGUUAGCAAAGGACUUACUAGCCGCCUAUAUCAAAGUCGACAGCACCAUGGCGGAACCUGGCCAAGUCCUGUUAAAGCCUGGCUGGUUGCACUACCGCCUCGCAGCAAGCAUAAUCUUCCCCAGCCUCCAUCUUCACAUGGGAAAGCUCCAGACGGGUGGCGAAUAA